Galleria mellonella (greater wax moth) is the source of this 5440-nucleotide messenger RNA. It is a transcript of the gene BicC, whose product is annotated as protein bicaudal C homolog 1. The record is from RefSeq and is a predicted model, not a curated record. Gene Ontology annotation, cellular component: cytoplasm. The transcript is spliced from 20 exons. NCBI's taxonomy places the organism in Eukaryota, Metazoa, Arthropoda, Insecta, Lepidoptera, Pyralidae. The coding region runs from base 200 to 2830 and encodes 876 amino acids. Gene Ontology annotation, molecular function: RNA binding; protein binding.
GUUCAUAUUUGAUUGCUUUCACCAUUUUUCAAUUUAUUCGGAUUCGGUAAAGCAAUAAGUGAAGUUGUUCUGGUACCAACACAUAGUAAAUUUUUAUUCAUUUUAUAAUUAUGUACAACAUAAUUCUAUUUAUUAAUUAAAGAAAUUUAUAAUAAAUUUUAUUGACUACAGCAUUACAUUAUAUAUUUUAUAUUAUAUAAUGUCUUCCACAAACUUUCUAACAGUGAAAACGCAUUUAUCGGAGUUCAAAAAUAAUUCGGACAAAGAUACAGUUAGUGAGGCGUCCGAAAGUGGAACUAGCAACUCUGUGACGUCAGCAGAAGAUCUCCAAAAAUUAGCGGUUAUACUUGGUUUAAACAGCGCUGAUGAUGUAUAUCAAGAGCGAUUUCGGGUUGAUCGUCGCCGCUUGGAGACUAUGCUUGCAGAGAACUUGGAAGAAUCACAGACGGCUCAAGCAUUCUUUCAUCAAGUCAUGACUGAAACUAAUACCCUUGUGAAUUGGCCCGCUCGCUUGAAAAUUGGUGCACGUUCGAAAAAAGAUCCCCACGUAAGAGUCGCUGGCCGACCUGACGAUGUGAAACUAGCACGAGAGAAGAUCAUGCAGUUACUGGACACCAGGAGUAACCGUGUUACAAUGAAGAUCGAUGUUAGCUACACAGACCACUCGCAUAUUAUUGGAAAGGGUGGUCUUACAAUCAAGCGUGUUAUGGAGGAUACCGGCUGCCACAUCCAUUUCCCAGACUCAAAUAGAACCAGCACUGUGGAAAAAAGUAACCAGGUGUCCAUAGCUGGUGAUAUGGAGCGCGUGGAAAGGGCUAGAGCUCGUGUUCGGGCGCUCACACCUUUGAUGUUCUGCUUCGAGCUGCCUAUAGUGGCACCCUCUCAACCGUUGCCCGAUAUCACCUCACCCUACGUGCAGCAAAUACAGGAACAGUAUAAUGUACAGGUGAUGCUGCGUAACCGUCCAAAGCUGCACGCGAACCUGCUGGUGGUGAAGGGAGUUCAAUGGGAGGUGCAGGCCACUAUGGAGGCGACCAAUCUGCUCAUGAACUAUAUGUGCGGCCCGCUCGCUAAGCAAACACUAGUGCAGAUGACGUUGGAGAUCUCGCCAAUGCAUCACAGCGUGGUGGUGGGGAGGAGUGCGGAGCAGCUGAAGGUGAUCAUGAAAGGCACCGGCACCCAGAUCAUGUUCCCGGACGCGGACGAUCCCAACAUCCCGAUGAUCAAGAAGAGCUGCGUCACCAUCACCGGCCAGAUCAAGGAUGUGUACGCGGCGAGGCAACAGCUCGUUGGCAGCCUCCCCCUGGUGGUGAUAUUCGACGUGCCGGAGGAGUCGUGCCGCAUCGACAACGACGCCGCGACCAAACUGAUGCACAAACACAACGUGUACAUCAACAUACGUCGCAAGCCCAAGCAGGGCAUCGCGUCCGUCGUCAUCAAGGGCAUCGAGAGGUGUGCCGGUGACGUCUACGAAGCGCGGCGCGAACUCCUCGGCGGGAAGGAACCGUCCGUCACCGCCGAGAUACCGGAGUCGUACAACAUUCCGGCCAUAGCGAACAACGCGAUGCCCAACUUCGGCGUGUUCAACCCGUUCUCGCCAACACACGCGGCCAACCUGGCCAACUCCCCGUGUUCCCCAUACAACAUACAGAUAACUGAUUUGACCAAUUACGCAAACAUUGGCAGCCCAAUGUUUGGCCACAACCCGCCGACGCCCGGCGGGUACCCGAGUCCCAUGUCUCCGGUGGCUCUCACGCCGCCGGUGUUCUCCAACACUUGGAUGGUACCAUCUCCUCAGCCAAGGUCCGGUCAAUUUCACUACCCGAACAUGAGUGUACCGAAUCCGAAUAGCAUUAUGUACAAGAACCAGGGUGGAUCGUGGAACCCUAUGAACAACGCGGAAAUGAACAGCAUGCCUCAGCCGGUGAUGAUGCAGCCGCCGUACCAAAUGCCAGCCGAUGGCAGAGCUGCUCAAACGACGUUGAACCAGUUGCUGAACUGCAGCUCGCAGGCGAGCAGUGGGUACCAGAGCAACUUCACAGGCAGCUCUGUCUCACUCGACACGCAAAAUCUUUCCGUGUUGACGGUGACGGUGGCAGCAGGUGGCGAGGGCAGCAGCGUGCCGAGCGUGGCGGCGAGCGUGGCGAGUCCGUCCGUGUCGCCCAUCAGCGUCGGCCGCAGCCCCGCACAAGACGAUAGACACCACGAAAUAACAGAACUGGCAAACAUAAUCUCCGACUUGCCGCUGUCGGAGCGCCGCGCUGUUGGCUGUGAGAAGAAAACUCUUGAGAAUCUGAACAAGCUCUCUCCGCUCACUGAGUACAGGAAAAUGAGAGCCGAAGCCAGUAAGGCGAUGCGCGAGACGGUGGGCAGUGGGUACCGCGUGCCGACGCCACGCUGGUCCGGCUACUACUUCAGCCACACCUCGCCCGGACCCAUCAACUUGAAAGACGACACCGAAAACAACGCCACGCCUGAAAAAGGUUGGAACAGACCGGAGCUAGUACGGCCUAACAUAACGGAGCCAUCGAAAACACCACCUAGCAAGCCCUGUCGCUACCAACAGCUGUACGAUCUGCUGCGAGAUAUCGGCCUGCAAAAGUAUAUUGAUCUGUUCAAGAAACACGAGUUGGACAUGUCGACGUUUGCAUCGCUGAACGAGGCGGACCUCGUUGAAAUCGGCAUAUCGGCUUUCGGCGCUCGCAGGAAGAUGCUGCUCGUCAUCUCUGAACUGCAAAAACAAUCGAACGCGUUCAAGAAGGCACCAGCGCCAGGCAAACUCAUUAGUUCACCGCCAUUCAACACCUCGCACGCACAGGACAAGUGGUAGUCAACCGUCGCCCGCAACCGCCCGCCAGCGAGCCGCACUUGAGCAUUUGGGUUCUAGUAGGUAUUAUGUUAGAUUGCUCGCCAAAACAGUUACUCGAAAAUUGGUAUAAACUACUUCUGAGACGAGUCAAGACAAUAUAGCACGUUCACUUAAUGUAUGACACUUCAGCGAGAUAGGAAAUACAGAAGAGGGCAUGAUAGUAUCCCUUACAGUAUUCACUUAGUGCCUGUACACCCUAUGAAAAGCUGAAGACAAAGUGAACGAGCUAUGCCACCUCAACUUACUUUAUGUAAGACAAAGUACCUAAACAAAUUACGAGCUAAACAUUUUUCUGUGACAAAUUUAUGACAAAUUCACGUCGUAUUGAUGCUAAAAUCCUUGGGGAAACUACUAAAAUACUUUUAUACCUAUUCAAGGCAGAAACCCAUCGUCAUAAAGUCGAUAGAGCUGAUUGAAUUUCAAGAAUAACACUUGACUCGCUGUUAGGUUUGGACUUGUAAUGAUUAACAAAUACCUACACUGAAAUGACCAGUGCUAUUGGGCCUCACAAAAGUUAUCGUAGCACGACACGGCACGAUUUUACCAUAGCGGAAUGUAUGUGUUAAUUUACCGUCCACGGUGGGAAAAGCGUCCCCAUAUAAUAAACAUACAUUUUACUUCACUAUACUUAAAUCAUGUUGAACCGUGUUAAGAUUAAUUAAACGUAAAUAGUUUAUCAGAAAGGAUAGAAAAAUUACAAAAUUAAAAAAAAAAAGGAAAUUUUGGAUUAUUGAAAGAUUGGGGAUAUACCAAAAUUAUGCGGAUAGUUCGUAUACCGUGUUGGUACUGUUGUGAAAAAUUAUGAUGGAUUAAGUCCUUUCUGCUAAUCUACGUCCAAUUGUAAAAGUCCAAUUGUUUCCUUAAUCUAGAUCCUAAUUGCUCACCUCGGUGUUCUAAGUCCGGAGAUUUCAAGACUGAUCAUAUCGAGCUCGUAAGACUGAUCCGAUGGCUCGAAAAGAGCAAUGAUCGUUAGCAAGCUAGAGUUUAAACUGAAUGGAUACUUUAAUGAAUAAGUCUAUUCGAAUAGCUACCAUAAGACUGAUACAAAUAAAUUUUAUUUUUCAGUCACGUGUUCCCACUAUCUUUACGGUCCAUUCGCAUCGAACGCGAUGCGACGCGACUAUUGUAAUUCAUAAUAAUAAAUUUAAGUUUUCUUUUGUGUUUGGUAAUAAGUAAACCGAGAUUGCGUGGUCAUUCGCGUCGCAUCGCCGAUGUGAACUGAUCUUUGCUGUAAAAUUAUUGUAAUAAGACUAUUAAAAUUAUAUUAACUCGUCCGGAACCGUGGCUGCAACGAAUGAGCUUGAUGCUAUUAUCGGUGAUUCGUUAAUUUUCUAUGAGGUUUUUAUAAAAUGUAGUUAUUAAGUUAUUUUGUUUUGUUUGUUUUUUUUUAGAAACUUUUAUGAUAUAGCUAAAAGCGAUACGACGAUUAGAUCUCUAUUUCAGACAAUUGUUGAAGUAAACUGGCCGAGCGCCGUUAAAAUUUAUCUGUUAUUUAUCUUUAUAGAAUUUUAAUCGUAGUUAUUAAGGAGAGCAUGUUUUAUUUUUUGAUUGUACAAAACUGAGCAUUUUAUGUGUAAUUAACUCAUCGGACAAGAUAUUAUAUAUGUAUGAUUAUUGUGAUAUUCGGCUUACCUUUUUAUAAUUUGAUUAUGGAGUUAUUACAAUGUCAGGUAUUCCUACAUUUACAAUUUUUUUUUUUUUAUAAAUACACACAUAUUCGGCCAACCAACGUAUUCCUUUUGCUGGCAUAUUUUUUAUAAUAUGAUUUAUAAGGUAAUAAUUUGGUAUUGGCGAUUGACCUAUUCAUAAAAAUCAGCACAUCAAAAUAUAUUUGUAAACUUUUGGACAGGCAAUGAAAAGAACUUGAAAUUUUUUGACUUGAUUUUAAACACGACGAAUUUACAUUUUAGUUUACAGCUGUAGGUAAUAAUAACAAGAAGGGGAGACGUUUCGAACAUAGUCACACUAUUUACCUAUAGCUGGAUUAUUUUAAUCAGUUAACAUUUUAUAUGAAUAUAUAAUAUAUAUAUAUUAAUAUCACAAAUCAUAUAUGUUUUUGUAUUUGAUUAUGAAUUUUAGGUUUAUUUUUUUUUGCUGCGUGUGCAUUUUCGAUUUUAACCCUAUUAACAUGCUAAUUUAUUGUGAAUGCCCUAUUGUAAUAUGUUAUUGUAGUAUUAUUAUUAGUGAGAUUUCAUUGUAAACUAUUGGUACAUAAUAUUUGUGAUCGCUUGCUUUUUAUAACCUGUUAGUUUUUACAUCUCUAUCAACCAUGGAAUUAUGUAUCAGUUUGUUUACUUUCUAUCGUCUUUUAGGAUCAGAAAUGUAUUUCUUUUUAAUCAUGAACUUGUGAUUUUGAUCAAUCUUUUCUUUUUUUAAAUUAUGAUUAUGAUUUACAUAGACUUUUUAGUGAUUAUGAAAUAUUAUCUGUAAGUGGAAAUUAAUUUAAUGAGUUGGUCUAAAGUUAAUGAGUUUUUAAAGCGUUUGCACUAGCGGUUUUGUUAUUUUCUAAAAAUAUAUAAGUGAGUUUUUGCACGUUUAAGUUUUUCUUGUACGAUUAAAUUUCAGAAAUUU